This is a messenger RNA of Elaeis guineensis (African oil palm), 1200 nucleotides long. The record is from RefSeq and is a predicted model, not a curated record. Lineage: Eukaryota; Viridiplantae; Streptophyta; Magnoliopsida; Arecales; Arecaceae.
GUAUUGGUUAUGCACUUGCCAAAGAAUUUCUAAAGGCAGGUGACAAUGUCAUAGUUUGCUCAAGAUCAGGUGAGCGUGUAGAAUUAGCAGUUCAACAGUUGAGACAAGAAUUUGGAGAGCAGCAUGUGUGGGGAACUAUUUGUGAUGUUAGAGAAGGAAAGGAUGUCAAGGCACUAGUUGGUUUCGCAAGUGACAAGCUAAAUUACAUUGAUAUAUGGAUUAACAAUGCUGGAUCAAAUGCAUACAGUUACAGACCAUUGGCUGAAACUUCAGAUGAUGUUCUUAUGGAAAUUGUCACAACAAACACUCUUGGUUUGAUGAUAUGUUGCCGUGAGGCAAUAAAUAUGAUGCUGAACCAACCUCGAGGUGGCCACAUUUUUAAUAUUGAUGGAGCUGGUUCAGAUGGAAGGCCAACCCCUCGAUUUGCUGCAUAUGGUGCAACCAAACGCAGUGUGGUGCACCUAACCAAAUCCCUACAGGCGGAGUUGCAGAUGCAUGAAGUGAAGAAUGUUAUGGUGCACAGCUUAUCGCCUGGCAUGGUCACGACUGAUCUUCUUAUGUCUGGGGCCACCACAAAACAAGCCAAAUUUUUCAUCAAUAUUUUGGCCGAGCCACCUGAUGUGGUUGCAGAGUACCUCGUGCCGUGCAUCAGAUCAAUCCCCAACACUCAGUCCGUGAAGCCCACUUACAUUCGAUUUCUCACAGGCUUGAAAGCCUACUCCCAGAUAUUCUCUAGACUUGCCUUUGGUGCCAGAAGAAACAGAUACCUCAUUGAAGACUAGGAUUGUUUUCCGAAAAUAUCGACCCGUGAUGGUAAUUUAACAAUUCGACAUGCAGAGCUGCACAUCUUGAUCCUUUGGUUAGAAGAAAAGACCCAGCUGUACAAGUCUCUGGAACUAUCAGCAUUGAGGACAGGAUGAUUUGAACAAGGAAGUUGUUUACUGGGAAUGUUAGAAGACACCACGGCAAAGAAUGAUAUGAGACUACGUCCUUGCUAAAAUAUUGUCAAAGUUUGGAAGUUUAGGCAAUUAUAAUGCUUUCUGCUUUCCAUGAACUGAUGGACCGAUAAAGGGACUUGCUAUAUGGUGUUGAACAGUGUGUAGCAUCAUUUCACUUAAUGAGCACCUGAAUACCAAUGUGUUUAAUGUCCCACAUUUAUGGAGCCUUUCUUGAUGAGAAUGCUAAAAUAUGUUUGUUGCA